AGUUGAAUACAACAUUAUAUAAACACAGCCGCACCGUCUCAUGUAUUGAGCGUGUUGAUAUUAACCAACAUGUUGACUAACAAAGUUGUCCCUUUCAUUCGAUCUCGGUCCCUUUCUUCCAUCACCAACAAAUACUUCUGGAGAUGUCUACACCGUACCAAUGUGUUCGAAGCAGAAACUUCCAGUGCUCCACAACCUAAAGAAGAGCUUCGACCACUCUAUCUAGAUGCAUUGGCAACAACACCAAUGGACCCCAGAGUCAUAGAUACUAUGCUUCCCUACAUGAUCAGCUUUUAUGGGAACCCUCAUUCUCGGACACAUGCCUAUGGAUGGGAAAGUGAAGCUGCUGUAGAAAAUUCCAGAAAGCAAGUUGCUUCUCUCAUUGGAGCUGAUCCCAAAGAGAUUAUCUUCACAAGUGGUGCUACAGAGUCAAACAAUGUUGCAGUGAAAGGGGUUGCACGGUUUUACAAGUCCAGAAAGAAGCAUAUCCUCACCACACAAACUGAACACAAAUGUGUCUUGGACUCAUGCCGUGUAUUGGAGAUGGAAGGUUUCGAUGUCACCUAUCUGCCUGUUCAGUCAUCUGGCAUUAUUGACUUGGAAUUAUUUGAGAAAUCUCUACGUCCUGACACAUCACUGGUUUCCAUUAUGGCUGUCAACAACGAGAUAGGGGUGGUGCAACCCAUCAAGGAAAUAGGUCAGCUGUGCCGUCAAAAGAAGAUCUUUUUCCACACUGAUGCAGCCCAAGCUGUUGGUAAAAUACCUGUAGAUGUUAAUGAUUUGAAUAUUGACCUCCUGUCACUUAGUGGUCACAAGAUUUAUGGACCAAAGGGUAUCGGUGCUCUGUAUGUGAGGCGGCGUCCUAGAGUAAGAAUUGACCCACCCCAAAGUGGUGGUGGUCAGGAGAGAGGAAUUCGAAGUGGUACAGUACCAACACCAUUGGUCGUUGGUUUGGGAAGAGCUUGUCAGAUUGCUGAAGAAGAACACGAGUAUGACUACAAGAGAGUUUCCAUGCUGUCCAAGAGGCUGAUAGAAAAAAUCACAGCAGAAACAAGUCAUGUGAUUAGGAAUGGUGACCCAGAGUCAUCUUAUCCGGGUUGUGUGAACUUAUCAUUUGCCUUUGUUGAAGGAGAAAGUUUGUUGAUGGCCCUUAAAGAUGUUGCUUUAUCCUCUGGCAGUGCCUGUACUUCAGCUUCUCUUGAACCUUCUUAUGUACUACGUGCUAUUGGAUCAGAAGAAGACUUAGCUCAUUCAUCCAUACGGUUUGGUAUUGGUCGUUUCACAACAGAAGCAGAGAUAGACUAUACUGUUGAGAAAUGUAACAAGUUUGUGAAGGAGCUGAGGGAAAUGAGCCCUCUCUGGGAAAUGGUACAGGAAGGAAUUGAUUUGAAAACUAUUAAGUGGACCCAACAUUGAAUGAUAUUGUGGUAGUAUUGAACUGUACCCACCAACUGUUACUUCCAGGCCUGUCUGUGCAAAGUCGAUGUGUCUGGCCCCUAAUAUUUGCAAGAAACAUACAAGUCUGACCUCUAAUUGACAAUAUACACUCCUAUGUAGCGUUAUUGCAUAAUAUUUAAUAAUAAUAAUAAUAAUCUAUUUUUAAAGAUA
Octopus sinensis (East Asian common octopus) is the source of this 1608-nucleotide messenger RNA. RefSeq names its product cysteine desulfurase, mitochondrial. Bases 70 to 1416 code for a protein of 448 amino acids. Gene Ontology annotation, molecular function: pyridoxal phosphate binding; cysteine desulfurase activity. Gene Ontology annotation, cellular component: nucleus; mitochondrion; cytosol. The record is from RefSeq and is a predicted model, not a curated record. The transcript is spliced from 13 exons. NCBI's taxonomy places the organism in Eukaryota, Metazoa, Mollusca, Cephalopoda, Octopoda, Octopodidae. Gene Ontology annotation, biological process: [2Fe-2S] cluster assembly.